Colias croceus (clouded yellow) is the source of this 1777-nucleotide messenger RNA. RefSeq names its product cryptochrome-1 (gene phr6-4). Gene Ontology annotation, molecular function: DNA binding; FAD binding. The record is from RefSeq and is a predicted model, not a curated record. NCBI's taxonomy places the organism in Eukaryota, Metazoa, Arthropoda, Insecta, Lepidoptera, Pieridae. Bases 164 to 1693 code for a protein of 509 amino acids. Gene Ontology annotation, biological process: circadian regulation of gene expression; entrainment of circadian clock by photoperiod. Gene Ontology annotation, cellular component: cytoplasm; nucleus. The transcript has 2 exons.
GAAUUGACAUUGACAUAUUUUGACAGUAAAAAUCGCAUGCUUUGUUGUGUGCGCGAAAAAGAAAAGUUUAAAUUCAAAACAUUUGCAUUGAGUUUCCGUUAUUUGUAUUUUUUUUACUCCAAUCUAUUAUUAAUUAAAUUCUUAAACAAUUAAGGUCCUAUGUAUGAUAAAAUAUUUGCAAACUAUGUCGGCUAUUCCUUCAGUUGUUCACUGGUUCCGAUUGGAUUUGCGUUUACACGAUAAUCUUGCAUUGCGCAAUGCAAUUAACGAGGCUGAGAAUAGAAAACACAUUUUAAGACCCAUAUUCAUAAUCGACUCAGAAAUCAAAGAUCAAAUACGUGGAAACAGACUACGAUUUUUAAUUCAGAGUCUUCAGGACUUGGAUACAAAUUUAAGAAAAUUAAACACUCGCUUAUACAUAAUCAAAGGAAAGCGAACUCAAUGUCUACUGGAAGUUUUAAAGAAAUGGGAUGUGAAAUACAUAACUUCACAAGUUGAUAUUGAUCCAGUUUAUGUAUCACAGGAUGAAAUUGUUGAGAAAUAUUGUGAAGAGAAUAACAUAUUUAUUGUCAAAAGAGUUCAGCACACAGUUUAUGAUUGUAAUAGUGCCUUAAAGAAAAACAAUGGAAAUGUUCCAAUGACAUACCAAAAGUUUCUCUCAUUGGUUAAAGAUGUUCAGGUGAAGGAAACUAUUGAAAUCACAAAGCAAGUAUCGGAUAAUUGUAAGCCUACAGACUUUGAUUCUAAAGAUUAUGAUGUACCAAGUUUGUCAGAAAUGGGUUUGGAUGAGUCUACUUUAUCUGAGUGUAAAUAUCCAGGUGGUGAAACAGAAGCUCUUAAGAGACUCGAUGUGUACAUGGCUAAGAAGCAAUGGGUAUGUGCAUUUGAAAAGCCAAACACUUCUCCAAACAGUAUAGAGCCAAGUACAACAGUAUUAAGUCCUUAUUUAAGUCAUGGUUGCUUAUCAGCAAAACUUUUUUAUCACAAACUAAAACAAGUGGAAAGUGGUAGUAGGCAUAGUGAGCCCCCAGUUUCACUCUUGGGACAAUUAAUGUGGAGAGAAUUUUAUUAUGUUGCUGGCACCGGUACAGAAAAUUUUGAUAAGAUGGUUGGUAAUGCUGUCUGUACACAGAUACCUUGGAAGAAAAAUGAUGAGUACUUACAGGCUUGGGCAGAAGGUAGAACUGGUUAUCCAUUUGUUGAUGCUAUCAUGCGCCAGUUAAGGCAAGAAGGGUGGAUACACCAUUUGGCGAGGCACAUGGUAGCUUGCUUUUUAACUAGAGGAGAUUUAUGGGUCUCUUGGGAAGAAGGAGCUAAGGUUUUUGAAGAUCUGUUGCUGGAUUAUGAUUGGUCUUUAAAUGCUGGUAAUUGGAUGUGGCUAUCCGCUUCUGCCUUCUUUUAUAAAUUCUUCCGAGUGUACAGUCCUGUUGCAUUUGGUAAGAAAACUGAUAAAGAAGGUUUGUAUAUUCGUAAAUAUGUGCCUGAGCUGAAGAAAUACCCUACUGAAUAUAUUUAUGAGCCCUGGAAAGCACCUAAAUCUAUACAAACUGCUGCAGGAUGUAUAAUAGGAGUGGAUUAUCCAAAAAGAAUUGUUGAUCAUGAUAAGAUACAUAAAGAGAACUUACAGAAGAUGUCUGCAGCGUAUAAAAUCAACAAGGAAAAGAAAGCAAAGAAAAGACCUAGAUCUGAUUAAGGAUAACUUUUUUUAUAGAUGUAUAAAAGAUGAUUCUGAUUUUUUUUAACUAAUGUUUUUCACAAAUAAAAUGUUUUGAGUGUU